UAACAUGUCUGAGAACAGCUUUCAUUUCAGGAGAUCUCUCCUGAAUAUGUUUCCGCAAUCAGGAAAAUCAAUUGUCUUUGACAACUUUCCGGAUCCUACCGACACCUGGGAAAUCAUUGAAACAAUCGGUAAGGGGACGUACGGGAAAGUCUACAAGGUGCUCAACAAAACUGAUGGAAGCAAAGCCGCUGUGAAGAUACUGGAUCCCAUCCAUGACAUUGAUGAGGAGAUUGAAGCAGAAUACAACAUCCUUAAAGCUCUUUCUGACCAUCCCAAUGUUGUGAAGUUUUAUGGGAUGUUCUACAAGAAGGAUGUGAAAUGUGGAGAUCAGCUGUGGCUUGUACUGGAGCUCUGCAAUGGCGGCUCAGUGACAGAUCUGGCCAAAGGUAUGCUGAAGAGAGGAGACAGAAUGGAUGAAGCCAUUAUUGCCUAUAUCUUGCAUGAAGCCCUCAUGGGCCUCCAGCACCUGCACAUCAACAAAACCAUCCACCGUGAUGUCAAAGGCAAUAACAUCCUGUUGACAACACAAGGAGGAAUCAAACUCGUGGACUUUGGGGUUUCAGCCCAGCUGACAAACACACGUCUGAGGAGGAACACCUCUGUGGGAACUCCCUUCUGGAUGGCUCCUGAGGUCAUAGCAUGUGAACAGCAGCUGGACUCAACCUACGACGCUCGCUGUGAUGUCUGGUCUCUGGGUAUCACUGCCAUAGAGCUGGGAGAUGGAGACCCGCCCCUUUCUGACCUCCACCCAAUGAGAGCCCUUUUUAAAAUACCCCGGAACCCUCCGCCUACUCUCCACCAGCCGGAGCUCUGGUCAGAUGACUUUAAUGACUUCAUCUGCAAAUGCCUGAUAAAGGACUUUGAGCUGAGGCCAAAUGUGCUUGACCUGCUUCAGCACAUGUUCAUUAAAAAGACCGUUGGCAGAGAGAAGAUCCUGCAGAAACAAUUGAUUGAACUCAUUGAUCUCAACCAGCAAAUGGGAGUGAUUGAAAAAACAAGCCAUCAUGGAAAGACAGACAGAAGCACAGACAGUAAUGACAGGCAUGAACGUAUCCACACUAAAAAAGGAAGCCACAUGAAGACACAAACCGAUGCCGAUGAGGUUGAUGACCUCGCUACCCUUGAGGUUCUGGAUGAGAACACAGUCACAGAGCAGCUACAGAGUCGGUACAGCAGAGAUCAAAUUUACACGUAUGUGGGCGACAUCCUCAUCGCUGUCAAUCCUUUCCAUAAGAUGGAGAUUUACAUGCCUCAGCACACAAAGAUGUACAUCGGAGCAAAGAGGACGGCUAACCCGCCACACAUCUUUGCUGUGGCCGACAUCGCCUACCAGUCUAUGGUAUCAUACAACACCGACCAGUGUGUUGUGAUCAGUGGGGAAAGUGGAGCUGGUAAAACAGAGAGCGCUCAUCUGUUGGUGCAGCAGCUGACAGUUCUUGGAAAGGCCAACAAUCGGACGCUGCAGGAGAAAAUCCUGCAGGUCAACAACCUGGUGGAGGCAUUUGGAAACGCCUGCACCGUCAUCAAUGACAACUCCAGCCGCUUUGGCAAGUACCUGGAGAUGAAGUUCACCUGCGGGGGAACGGUGGUCGGAGCAAAGAUAUCUGAGUAUCUGCUGGAGAAAUCCAGAGUCAUCCACCAGGCGAUAGGAGAGAGGAACUUCCACAUCUUCUACUACAUAUACGCCGGUCUGGCUGAUAGAAAAAAGCUCGCCCACUACAAGCUCUCUGACAGCAAAACACCAAAGUAUCUGUGUAACGAGCACAUUAAAUUGGGGCCUGAUAUAGUGAGCAACGCCUUCUACAAGGAGCAGUUUGAUGCAGUGGAGCAGUGUUUCAAAGUCAUUGGAUUCACCCUGGAGGAGCUGGGCAGUGUUUACAGCACGCUGGCUGCCAUCCUCAACUCUGGCGACAUUGAGUUUUCUGCAGUUGCUUCAGAGCACCAAACAGACAAGAGCAACAUUUCCAACAUUUCUGUCCUGGAGAACGUGGCAUCUCUGCUGCGUAUUCGCUCAGACGAGCUCCAGGAAGCCCUGACCUCCCACUGUGUCGUGGCCCGGGGAGAGACAAUCGUCAGGCCCAACACGGUGGAAAAAGCAGUGGAGGUGCGGGACGCCAUGGGCAAAGCUCUCUACGGCCGCCUCUUCAGUUGGAUUGUCAAUCGGAUCAACACGCUGCUGCGGCCUGACAGCCAGCUCGGAGAGGAUGACAAAGGCCUGAACAUCGGCAUCCUGGACAUCUUUGGUUUUGAAAACUUCAAGAAGAACUCUUUCGAGCAGCUUUGCAUUAAUAUUGCCAACGAGCAGAUCCAGUUUUAUUUCAACCAGCACAUAUUUGCUUGGGAACAGGAUGAGUACCUGAAUGAAGAGGUUGAUGCUCGGAUGAUCGAGUAUGAGGACAACCGGCCACUUCUUGACUUGUUCUUGCAGAAGCCAAUGGGGAUGCUUUCACUUCUGGAUGAAGAGAGUCGUUUCCCUCAGGCCACUGACCAGACACUUGUAGAGAAAUUUGAAGAUAAUCUGAAGACAAAAAGCUUCUGGAGGCCAAAGAGGGUGGACCUUGGCUUUGGCAUUCACCACUAUGCUGGAAAGGUGAUUUACAAUGCAGCAGGCUUCUUGGCCAAGAACAGAGAGACACUACCGGCUGAUAUCAUCCUGCUGUUGAGGUCGUCAGAGAACGAGCUCAUUCGCAAACUUGUCACACAUCCUCUCACCAAAACAGGCAACCUUGCCCACACCAAAGGUAAAGGCAUAAACACAAUGCGAAGUCCGCGGACUCCGACACGGACCAACACUUUAGCCAAGAUGGGAGUGCUAACCUUGUACAGUUCUUUUUCUUUUAGUGAGCUUUCUUGGAAAUUAAAGCACACUCCUGAAAAAAAAAGCUUGCUCGAUGUGCCUCUUGAAGACACAGUACAAAUUCAAACGCCAGCUGAACCUGGGGACACGCCUUACCACCCAAGGGAAACCACCAACAUGAAAACGCAGACAGUGGCGUCAUAUUUCAGAUAUUCUCUGAUGGACCUGCUGUCCAAGAUGGUGGCCGGGCAGCCUCACUUUGUGCGCUGCAUCAAACCCAACAACGAUCGUCACGCCAACAAAUUUGAUAGGGAGAAAGUUUUAAUUCAGCUGCGAUACACUGGCGUUCUGGAGACUGCCAAGAUCAGGCGACAGGGUUACUCUCAUCGCAUCCUCUUUGCUAAUUUCAUAAAAAGGUACUAUAUCUUAGCUUUUCAUGCUCAUGAGGAGCCAGCUGUGACCCCAGAGACAUGUGCAGCCGUACUGGAGAAGGCAAAGCUGGAGAACUGGGCAAUGGGGAAAACUAAGGUUUUCCUGAAGUACUACCAUGUUGAACAUUUGAAUCUGAUGGUGCAGCAGGCCACAAACCGACUCAUCCUGCUCCAAGCUUGUGUCCGAGGCUGGCUGGGAGCCAAACGGUACCAACGGAUGUUAAAAGAACGAGAACAGAGUGCUGUGGUGCUGCAGUCAGCUUAUAGAGGUCAUAAAGCUCGGAAGAAGGUGGCUGAUGACAAAAGUAAAGCAAAGUUUGACGGUUUUAUCAUCCAAUUUCAAGCUGUUUGCAGAGGCUAUCUUGCCAAAAAGAAGUACAAGGAGUUGGUAGAUGAGAAGAACAAAGCAGCAACCAAGAUUCAGGCUCGUUACAGAGGACACAAGGAGAGGAAGAGUUUCCAAAGAAAACGGGAAGCCAAAGAGAAAGAGAAAGCAGAAAAUGUUCUUAAAGAAAAGGAGGAAACAGCCACAGAACCAGAGAAAAAUCCUAAUGAUGAAAGUGCCUCUAAUGAAGCAGAUAAUGAGGAGGAUGAAACUAAAGCCGCUGUGGUUCUUCAGAGCAACUUCCGGGGUUACAAGGAGAGGAAAAAGUUUAAAGAGAGAAAAAAGACGAUGGCCGGUGCUGAGCUGGAGUUACCCAGCUCAGGUGAGGGAGAGAAUCAGGAAAAAAAGCCAAAUAGCACAGAGGCUGAUAAGCAAGAGAACGAUGAAGAUGAUGAAAGUACUUAUGAAGCAGAAGAGAAUGAUGACAGUGAUAAUACUCAGGUGCCAGAAGAUGAAGAGCAUACAGAGGUGGCAGAUGAAGCAGUGAUUCAGGAUGCAGUCGCUGGAAAGGAAGAGAAAGAAGAGGAGGAGAAUGGACUGGAGAAGACUGCUGGGGAUGAAACUGUCAACUCAGAUGAAGAAACCAAGGCAGCCACUGUUCUCCAGAGUAAUUUCAGAGGCCACAAAGAGCGGAAGAAGUUGCAGGAAGAAGGCAAAAUCCCAGCUAAGAAACAGAAAGCAGAAUCUCCUGCAGGUGAAGGAACAACAGCAGCUCAAGCUGGAGCAGAUUCAUCUACAAAUGAUGACAAAUCCGAUGACCCUGAUGAGACCAAAGCAGCUGUGGUGCUUCAAAGCAACUUCCGUGGCCACAAGGAGCGCAAACGACUCGAGGAGGAAGGAAAGAUCCCCAAGAGAAAGAAGGAACCAAAAAAUGAAGAAAAUGUUGAGCAGACUGAAGAACCAGUGGCAGAAUCGCAGGACAUUUCAUCAGAGAACCCAGAGGGACUGGAUGAGGAAAAAGCUGCUACUGUCCUACAGAGUAACUUCAGGGGCCAUCGGGACCGAAAGAAGCUGAAAGCAGAGAAAGAAGCACAACAGAAAGCCACAGAGGAAAGUGUGAUUCCUGAUGAGACAGAGGAGGUAACUACAGAUGAGGAGGAGGUGUUGGAUGUUACUGAUGUGGUGAUUGAUCGUAAAGAUGAGGCCAACAUUGAAAAAGAAACACAGGAGGAAGAGCAGGCUGCAGUGAAGAUCCAGAGUAACUUCAGAGGCAACAAAGACAGAAAGAACCUGAAGGCCAACAAGGAAGCAGCACAGAAUGAAGCCAAGGAACUGGAGAGCUUCUCCAAGGAGAUCACAAAGACUUCUCAGGACUUUCAGGCCCUGCAGCAGAAACUGAAUGAGAUCAUCCAAGCUCAUCAAUCAAAUCCUGAGAGCAAUGGCAUGUUUGUGCGAGGAAAAGCAAUCAAUGGCUACGCUUCCCAGCAUCACCAAUCAACUGACAAAAGAUUGUCAAGAACCCCCCGCAGAACCCAACAGCCAAAGACCCUGAACACACCAGAGGACUCCACCUAUUACACCCUCAUUCAUAGAUCUGUCCAGGAUGAUAAACGCAAACCCAGGAAAGAGGAUCCAGGUAAACUGCUGGAUGUAGAUGACCAGUACUACCACACCCUGUCCACCAGUAGGUCCGCACCUUCCAUGUCCACAGCAAACACAUCACCCAGGAGAAUGCCUGAGCGGAGACAGUCUGUAGAGCGGAGACGGUCCAUGGACAGGAGGCGGUCUAUGGACAGGAGGCAGAACGGAGACAGACGGCAGUCCACAGAGCAGAGACCAGCAGGUUCCAGUCGACAGCCGAGAGAGAGGGCUGUCACUGAACCAGAGCUUCCCAGACCUGCCAAAGACAACAGGCGUUCUAUUCCCCGGAUGUCUUCCACAGAGAGUCGGACUGGGGACAAUCCAUACGACUACAGGCAUCUGCUGAGGAAGACAUCGCAGAGACGAAAGCUCAUCAAACACUACUGAAGACAAGGAGAACGACACUGUCCUCACCACGCAGCACUGACUACCAUAACAAACAAGUCAUACAUGACAAUCCUGUUUAGUCAGGAUUCGGAUGUCUGAUUUACAAACUGGUUAUGUCAAAGAAUAGACUGUAAAUAAUAAAAUCUCUUUCAACUUGCUGUAAAUGAAGGUUUCAUUUUACGAUCUUAAAUCCAGCCACUGAUUAAAGCAGUAUUUUUUCUGAUGUAAAAGCUUGCAGGUGAUGUUCUUCAGCUUUGAAACUGUGCAUUGAAGUCAUUGUAAAGACUUUAUCAGCUUAUAUGAAAUCAGCUUCAAGCUGUAAGAAAUGUGCAUUCUUGUCUUUGCUGCCGUGUCUGGUUUCUUCAUUCAAACACAAACUACAUUAAA
Melanotaenia boesemani (Boeseman's rainbowfish) is the source of this 5968-nucleotide messenger RNA. RefSeq names its product myosin IIIA (gene myo3a). Gene Ontology annotation, molecular function: cytoskeletal motor activity; protein kinase activity; ATP binding. The transcript has 38 exons. The coding region runs from base 5 to 5581 and encodes 1858 amino acids. Gene Ontology annotation, biological process: protein phosphorylation. Lineage: Eukaryota; Metazoa; Chordata; Actinopteri; Atheriniformes; Melanotaeniidae. The record is from RefSeq and is a predicted model, not a curated record. Gene Ontology annotation, cellular component: myosin complex.